Varroa destructor (honeybee mite) is the source of this 3106-nucleotide messenger RNA. Its product is annotated as CDAN1-interacting nuclease 1. NCBI's taxonomy places the organism in Eukaryota, Metazoa, Arthropoda, Arachnida, Mesostigmata, Varroidae. The record is from RefSeq and is a predicted model, not a curated record.
UGCUGUGGUACACAAUAAACAUGACAGUUCUCCAGCGAGCAGAACCUUCUCCUGAUCAGCUUCGCUGACCCGCACGGCUAAUCAUUGAAAAUCAUCUGUUCGACUGCUGCUGCCGCUGUUGCAGCUGAUACAAUUAAUAUUAACAUUUGCGCCCAUUUAAGCUUUGUACAACGGGGCAUAGUUAAGUGAUUAUCUGUCGAGUUGAUUAAGGCCACAUAUAGAACACUACCUGUGUCAGUGUCACAUGUUAGUAGUAUAUUAGGCUUCGUGAAUAAUAAACAGUGGAGUGUUGUUUAUUUUAACUUUUUUUUUUGUUGAUGAGCAUUUGCUAUUUGUAAAAGGUUUCUUGAGUUCUCCAUGCACUACUUGGUCUGACAGCAAAAAUAGGUCUACAAGUGAAGCUGAGAAGACGACAUUUUUUAUUAACACCCUUCAGCUCCAGACAUGUAUAUUUUGCUAACUAAGUAUAGAGAAGUUUUCGAUAAAGCAUGAGAUAUUGGUUCACCAUAGGCACGAUCAUUCAUGUGAAUUUUGCCUCCCUCAAAGUAGGUUUCAGUUGUGAUAGAAGACAUUUUCCGAUAAAUUAGCUGAAAUUUACACAGGUAUUCUUUGCUGUGGGUAUGAGCGAACUCCGCAAAUUCCGUUUUAUUGUUUGAAGCAAUUUAACAGUGUUCAUUCAACCUCGGGAGAGAAUAUUAAUCGGAACGAGGCACGUAUUUCGGAUAUUGUUCGCACUACUCAUAUUCUCUUUCCAGUUGAUUCUCCGUAGGCCUAACCUAGAUUCUCACCCACCUUCAAAAUGGCUACGGAACGCAGUUAAGCCAACUCGCUGUUAUAAUGCUUUUAAGUGAAUAUGAAGAAAUCAUUCGACGGCACUGCGCUGUGCGUCCAAGCCGUCGAAGUCUCGAUGUCCUCGUUAAGGAGUUCCCUCACAUUUCGGCACACACAUUGUGCUCAAUCGUUUCAACACAUUUUACUAUGAUAGUACGAAAGAAGUACUAUCUGUACUCAAACCCAGAGAAAGUUGCAGAAUACUACGCUAAAUACAAGGCACAGCGGGGGAUGUCUAACUCCAAGCCCGGAUUUCUGCUAAAGAUAGCAGAUGAGCUCAAUCUCUCAGCUGCGCUGAUGUGCCGCUUUAUCAUUGAACACCAUUUAAAGGAUAAAAGUGAACCGUGCUCUAAACGCGUGCUAAACCAGCUGCUCAAGGACUCAACAAAAAUUCAGGACGAAGUUCUAGCAGUUGAGGUGUUUCUGUGUACGCUGCACGAUCCGUUCUACGGGCCAUUCUCUGAUGCGAGAAGGACUAGUGUCGGCCGGGAAUUUGAACUUCUACUGAAAGAUUCUCUUCGGUCGCGCGGGAUUGGUUUCGUAGACGAGGCAUCGCUUCGCAAACAGGGUUACGAUAAAACCCCUGAUAUUAAGCUUGAGAUCCCUGCCAUCAUUAAUGGCGAGUACGUAAUUACUUGGAUAGAAUCGAAAGCAUCUUUUGGAGAUCCCGAUUCUCACGAAUCGUACGCGCGUGAGCAGUUCCAUUCAUAUGCUAACCGCUUUGGGCCGGGGCUUGUCAUUUACUGGUGCGGCUUCGUCGAAGAACUUCAACAACCCCAAUCGCAGAUGAACGUCGGCCAUUCUCCGCUGAAUAAUCCAUCCACAGGUUCUAGCCUGAUAACUAAACAGCAAAAUAAUGCUUCAGGACAAUUUUUACUGGCCGACCACUUACCCGAUGACAUACGAUCAAUGACUGAGUUCAUUUGAGCUUGAAAAUAAGCUCAAAUGAGCAUAGUUUUAUUGAGUGAACAAAACUGUGGCGUAUAUCAAGCAUAUAAACUCGUUAUUAUAAUGUAUACUUUCGGCAUAAUAUAUAUAUAUAUAUAUAUUAUUAAUGAAUAGGGCGGUGCAGGGAAAGAAUCUUUAUUAUGGUUUCUGUCGUACCGAGUCUGAGCAACAAGCUUAGGCUGCUUUUAAUUUUUAGUUAGCUUAGGCUGAAUUGCCAUUUUUGGCUUCUUUAAUCACUUUUGUACAUAAGGCGCAAGCGACGUAAUAGGUUGGUGCGCAGAUAGACAUGAGUACAUUACGGUAAACUUAAGGGAUUUGCUAUAACUUACCUUAGACGCGAUUUUCCGAUACUUUUCCGACAGCUGAUCUCUGUGGAGUGCAGUGCCUUCAAUUGCAAGAUAUGAAUAAGUAGUGCUGAAUCCAUCUAGAACAUUUGCGUAACGAAAAGAAAGAUCAUUAAUAAAUUAAAUUAAAUACGUAUCGAAUGUAUGUUUGUACAGGGGUGUAGGCGUAUAUCUCAUCGACGUAAGUAAAUAUAGAUACACAUGCGUGUUCCUUAGCGGUAUCGGGUCGAACGAGGGCUUGUUUACUGUAUCCCGUAUCGCCUUGACGUAACGCUUUAUCUUUCGCCGCAAAUCUGCAGCGAAAGAGCUGGUUCAGGUUCCGCUGGUUAACAUAUAUGAUUUGAGGUUACUGCUGGAUGAUGAUUCCUUAAUAUGUUGAAAAGCCAUAGUCCUUCUGUCUGUUUGUAUCUCCUAAGAUUUACGCUUAUUCGGAAGUCGAAAGCUUGUACCAAAUCGGCCUUCAAAAUGGUGUUGAUUUACGUAUGCAAUUAAAGAUUAUUCUAUUACUCUACAGCACUUUUAAAAUAUGGUAGUUGUGAUUUUGGGAUAAGUAGACUACGUUAGACUAGAAAAGCUACGUUUCCAGAGAAACGUUCAAACACGGCAAAGCAUAAAUAAAGUGAGGUUGAUGAUUUUUCUUAUAUCACUGUAUGUGUCUUUCUACCCAUGACAUUAAAUAACUAUAGUGAACUGUAAUUUACGAAGCAGGUUUGACUUAUUUUCCUUCAUUGUAUCAUAACAGCGCAGGCACACCAUAGUUCCUAAUGGGACCGAUCUCAUAGAACGGAUCGUUGCGAAAUAGAAUCCAUUACAGUUCCAACGAUAGGUUGCAGCAACGGUAUGCAGUUGGCAGAAUCGCCAACAUCUUCUUCAACUUAGAUUGGCAUUGGGGUAGCCGAUGCAGUUUAAAAAUUUUGUGCUAAUAAUAGUAGUAAUUUUUUUGGCCGAUUCUCGCAACUUCGGGCUCUUAAAUCCCUUUAAAU